Messenger RNA from Pygocentrus nattereri (red-bellied piranha), 9107 nucleotides. RefSeq names its product golgin B1 (gene golgb1). Gene Ontology annotation, cellular component: endoplasmic reticulum-Golgi intermediate compartment; Golgi apparatus; membrane. Bases 118 to 9066 code for a protein of 2982 amino acids. The transcript is spliced from 20 exons. Lineage: Eukaryota; Metazoa; Chordata; Actinopteri; Characiformes; Serrasalmidae. The record is from RefSeq and is a predicted model, not a curated record.
CCUCGGUUUCCGGGAUGUUUGGUGAUGUGGCUCUUGCUGACAAAUCCUGAAGACGAAAUUGGUCAGAAAGUGUAAAAGCAGCAGCUCUUGCUCGAGGAGGACUCACACAGGUCAGUCAUGUUCAGCCGGCUGACCCAAGGAGUGACCUCCGUCCUGCAGGAGUUAUCGGGGGAGGAGCGCCCCGAUGGUGACCCCCAGGAUGGUUUGGUUCCUGAACCACUGUCCGGAGAAGAUUCCUUUUCUGAGGGUCCAGGGCCCUCAGAGGAAGUCCUAGAAAGACUGGCCCAGACAGAGCAGCUGGUGGUCCAACUGAAAGAGCUGAUCAGGGAGAAGGACAGCCAGCUAGCUGUUGCUGAGAAACAGCUCAAGGAUGAAAAGGAGCAGGGAGAAGCCAAGUUUACCAAACUGAAGCUGCAAGCAAAAGCCAAGAUGGCUGCUCUAAAUAAACAAAUAUCUGAGCUGAAAGUACAGGAAGGACAAAAUACCAGCCAGACUUCAGACAGCUCCUUCGCAGAGCCUUCAGAAGUUGAGGAGGAGCUCCAGCAGCUGAAGCAGAAGCUGAGUCAGGAGGAGUCUUCAACUCGCAGCCUACAAGAACAGCUCAUGGUUGCUGAGAAGCGUCUGAAAGAAAAAGAAGAAGAACAUGCUGAACAGGUGCGAGUUCUGCAGGCUGUGGUAAAGGACAAAGAUGUGCGGUUUCAGGAGCAGAUCCUAAAGCAUGAAGAGGAGCUUCUCCAUCUAACCAGCCAGGCCUCAAAUGAUGGAGAGCUACAGCAGGCCCUGUGUGCGUCGCAGCGGCGGAUUGAGGAGCUGGAGGAAUCCUUGCGUUCUCGCUCAGAAGUUCUAGAGAUGUUGCAGCAGGAGCUAAACAGCGCAGAUCAGCAGAAACAGAUCCUGACCACACAAUUCAGGCAGAUGGAACAGGAACUAGCAGAAUCUUGCAGACUGAGAGAGGAAGAAAAGCAGCAGUUGGCCAGUUCUGAAGAACAACUAGGGACCCUCAGAGCCAGCUUGGAAACGUCUGAGAAGAAAAGAGAACAGGCCAUCACUGCAAUAGAAGCAGAAUUAGCCAGGAGGAGCUCUGAGCUGGAUGAAGUAAAAGCGAGACUGAAUACAGUAGAGCAGGAGAAGGAACAGCUUGUAGAGAAAAGGAAGGAGGCGGAGACGGGUACUGAGGCUGAGCUGACUGACUUAAGAGCAAGCCUGGAAGAUUCAGAAAGGCAGAGAGAGGAGGUGACGAAGAAGCUGGAAGUUGAGGUUGAAAACCGAGUGGCUGAGCUGCACAGUCUGCAAGAGAAGCUCUAUGUGGUGGAAAGAGAGAGAGAGGAAGCGUCAAAGGGGGAAAGAGAGGAAUUGAUACGCCUGCAGACUGAGCUUACCAGCCUGAGAGAAAAGCUGGAUGCUGGCAGAGAAGAGCAGGAAGUUGGGCUUCAGGCUUUGGAGAAACUAUGGAAAGGGCUUCACUCUCUGACAGGAAGUGAUGGAGGAACAGAGGUAGAAAUGUCCAUCCCUGCUGACCCUUCACAGGUAGUUCCUGUGUUAGAAGCACGACUGGACAACCUGAGAGCAGAACAGCAGGAGAGAGAAGUGCACAUGUCUCAAAUCACUGUCACCCUGGAGACUCUGCAAGGACAACUAGAUAAAAGCACUGCAGAAGGAGAGGAAGCAGUCGCCAGGAUAAAGCAGCUUGAACAACAACUCAUCAAGCUUCAAGUUACUGAUGAGUCAUUGGGAGAUCACGUGACUGACCUUUCUGUGAGGGAUUUGGACAGGGCAGACAAAGCUGAAGUUGUAGAUGGCAGCAGUUCAGGUGAUACAUUAAACACAGAGAAAGUUCUGGCUCUGGAGCAACAGCUGAUCGAGAGAGAGAGGGAGCUUUCUGCUCUUAGGGAAAAGCUAGCGAUCACUGAGCAGCAGAACCUGAAGAUUUCAGAAGUAGGAAAAGCUGAUUAUGGAAGUACUGGAAACCUUUCUGGCAUGCCGGAGAGUCCUGAAGUGCUGCCUGAUCUUGAUGAUACUCUAGAGGAAGACAAAACACUGAUUGUUGUGGAGACUUCUGGAAUGUCCACCUCUGCCUUGUCUUCGACUGCUGACAAUGAGAGUAGUCCUGAGAUUACUGGACCACAGUCAGAGUCUCCUGGAGAGUUAAAGGGAGCUUCCUCAGAUGAGAUGGUAACCAGCAGUGACUCAGAAGUUGCUCAUAGUAGCUGGACACUUCUAGAGGCCAUUCAUCAAGAUGGUGCUCAAGAGUGGCCUCAACAGGAAUCCAACUUCGGUGCACUACAGCUUUCUACACAGUCCUGGGAGGAUACUAGUGAUGAACAGGUCACAUCUACAUGCUCUAUGGUUGAGGUAGAAUCAUCAUCCAUGGUUAUUCGUGAAACAGUACAGGUACACAUUAACCAGCAAGAUGCCAACUUGCUGAGUAUGGAUUCUAGCCCUGGUCAGGCUUUUGCACAAGUCCUGGCAGAGGAGCUCCAGAAAAGAUACAGUGAACUACUCGCUGAACUUCAGCAACUAAAAGAUUCAGCCUCUGAAUCUCAGGAGAAAGCAUACCAACUGGAAGAGGAAUUAAAGUCACUGACAGCUAUUAAGGAUGAGGCAGAGGCAAGGGCCCAAAGGUAUGAAAAAGAAUUGACCGAAACAAGAGCAGCAAUUCAACGAGAGGCAGAUCAGAUGACUUCAGAGAGAGAUGAACAGAACAGUGUGAAGAAAAUGCUUGAGGAGCAGCUGGAGAGCCUGCAAAUAGAGGCUUGCUCCAAAGAUCAGAAGAUUCAAACUCUGCAGGCAGAUCUAGAUGAAGCCCAGCUAAAACUUACUGAGAAAGAAGGACAAGCCAGCAUGCUUGGUGCCCAAUUGGAGGACAAAGAUCUUGCUUCCUCUGAACUGGAGGAAAAGCUCAUUGACCAGGAGACAAAACUUAAGCAAGUCUCUCAGGAGGCUGACAUUGCUAAAGCUGCUCUUAUUGACAGGACAGCCGAACUAGAGAACUUGCAGCAGCAACUUUCCCUGAAAGAACUGGAGAUGGUGGAGCUCAGUGAUACCAUGACUGCCAAACUGCUCCAGGCAGAUGAGGAAAAGUCUGCUAUAUCUAAUGAAGUCAAAAAGCUAAAGGAGCAAAUGUUAGAACUUGAGAAAACUUGGGAUGACCAGCAGAAAGUGAAAUCAGACAAAACAGCUAAUGGCAAUGAGGAGCUGGUCACUUUGCGCAAGGAGAAAGAGGACUUGGCUGCUCAAAUAGUCAUCAUGAGGAAGGAUGGAGAACAGGUCAAACGGAAGUUGCAGGCAGCCUUGGUGCAGCGCAAGGAAUUGAUGAAAAAGAUUGCAGAUUUUGAGAAGUUAGAAGAGGGUGGCAAACAAAGAGGUGAUCUACAUGAAGGUGCUACCCCUCAUUGUACAGAUGAGAGAGAAAGAGAGCAGGAACUACAGAAACUUGAAACACUAUUGCAAGAGACCAGACAAGUCUUAAAUUCCAAAGAAGAAGCUUUGACUGUUUUAGAGCAGAAAGCAUUGAAUCAAGAUCAAGCCCUGGCUAAGGCACAUGCUGAAAUCCAACGCUUGAUUGAAGAGGCUGAAAAAGUGAGCCAAAAAGAACAACAAAUGCUACAGUUGGAAGAGGACAAGACUAGAUUGAAGUCACAGGUUGGAAGCUUGGAAUCUGAGCUUGAAAUGUUGCAGAAAAGGCUUCAGGAGGCUGUUGAUUCUCGUAAAGACACCCUCCGCAAGGCAAAAGAGAAGGACCGGCAUCAUCGUGAACAGCUGAGGCAGCAGAAAGAGGAGUACAGUGGCCUACUAGAACGUUUUGAAGCUGAAGAUGAAGAAAAAGCUGGGCUGCUUAAACGUCUGAAAGUCCUUGAAAGUAUUUUGGAAUCAAAUGAGCAGAUGGAGAAAGAGAAGCUUCUCACUGUUGAAGGAAAUUCCAAGACUGCUUCAGAGAAUCUAGACCGACUAGGGUCUGGUGAUUGGGUUCAGGAGGAUUGGGUGGAUUUUGCUGCACCUGAGACUGACAUUAGACAGCAAAGGUUACCUGAUGAGCAGCUUCUGCAAGGUGCAUCAGGAGAUAAAGAGACUGUGAUAAAUUCCCUUCAGGAGGAGCUGAAAGCUGAGCAAGCUGCCCGUGUGGACUUAGAAAAGCGUCUACAAGAAAGUCAAGCUACUGUAUCAGUAAAAGAGAGUGAGUUCCUUGAGCUCAGCAAAGAACUGGAGGCGCUGAGGGCAAAGGAGCGACAAAUAGAUGCUCUUUCAGAAGAGCUGAACACUUUGAGAGAAAAGUGCCAGCAAGCAGAAGCCCAUGCAGAAAUGUUGCAAGCAGAAGUGGAGGAGGCUGCGGCUGUGGCUAAGACAAGUUUAUCUAAUACAGAGUCUCCAGUUGCAGCCCUUCAGGUGGAGGUAGAGGAGUUCAAGCAGUUUCUGGAAAGCAAAAACAAUGAGAUUGUGGACCUUAGCCAGCAGCUGAGUGAGCAAAGUAUCCUUCUGCAGAAGAUGCAGGAGACAAUGUUGGAGAAGGAUCAGCUGAUCUGUUCCUUGCAAGAGGGACUGAAAGCUGAGCAAGAGAGGAACCAGAAAAUGCAGUCAGAAAUCCCACAAAAGCAGGAGGAAGAUAAAGACAACAAUGCCAAACUGCAGCAACUUCAGCGGAAGUUACAGGCUGCUCUGGUAUCACGAAAAGAAGCUCUUAAAGAGAACCAAGCUCUAAAAGAAGAGCAGGCUGCUGUUGAGCAGAUGAGAUUAGAGCUACAAGCAAAGCUUGAGAAUGGUGAAACAGAGCUGAGUAAGCUGAGAGCAGAGAAAGAGAAAUUGAUUAAAGAAGUGGAUCGGGCCUUGCUGGAGAACCAGAGCCUUGGUGCCACCUGUGAGAGCCUUAAGCUUGCUAUGGAUGGUCUCUUGAGUGAGAAAAACACAUGCCAACGCCAAGCUGAGAGUGCCAAAGAAGAAGCUGACAGGGCAUGUAGACAAUGGGAGGAAAAGAGGCAAAGCAUGAAAGAUGAGUAUGAAAGUUUACUGAAGUCAUACGAGAAUGUGAGUGAUGAGGCUGAGCGUGUUAGAAGAGUGCUGGAGGCUGCUAAACAGGACAGACAGGAAUCGGCCGCCAAGGCACGGGCCUAUGAAGCAGCAAAACAGGAGGCAGAGAGGUUAGCAGAGGAGGCUCAGAAGGAAGUGGAUGCAGUAAAAGAGAAAAUGAGGAAGUUUGCCAAGGCAAAGCAACAAAAGAUUUUGGAACUAGAAGAGGAGAAUGAAAAGCUCAGAGAACAAGUAGAGAAGAAAGGCACCAAAGAAGUGGAUACAGAGUUAAAGCAAGAGUUUGAAAAAGUACAACAUGAUUUGAAAGCUUUAAAAAUUAAUUUUAAUAUUGUAGAGACCCAACGACAUUCUCUGGAACAGGAAACUAAAGAACUGAAGCAGCAAUUAACUAAGGAAAUUGAUAGAAAGAACAGUGAAGCUCUAGAUGUGAGCUCCUCUGGAGUAAUUAUUGAGGAAGAGGUGUUACCAAAGCAGUCAAGCCCUAUUUUUACUGAAAACCAAGAGGAUCUAGUUAAUCAAACACAUUCCAAAAAGUCUAAUCUCUUGGAGGAGGCAGAGGGGUCAACUCUGAGAGAGGAAAGACUAAAGGAACUGGAGGUAGCUCUUGAGGUAGCAGAGAACAAUCUAAAAAUACUUCAAGAAGCUCUUGAAGAUGAGAAAGCAGCCAGAGCUGAGCAGGAAACUUCCCUUAACACAGAAUUGGCUUCUCUUAAGCAGCACCUUCAGGAGAGUACGGAAAGAAAGGAGAGAUUGAAUGAGGAGUGUUCUAAAAGAGAAACACAGCUUCAGGAGCUUCGCGAAAGCCUAGAAGCUGAGAAGGAUGACCUUGAGGAACAGUUAAUGAACCAGUUAGCCCAGGUCAAUGGCAGUAUUGCUGGUUAUCAGCAGGAGGCAGCUGACAGUCAAGAUCGUCUUGCAGACCUGCAGCGAGAGUUGGAGAAAAAGGAGAGAGAGCGAGCUGAGUUGGAAGCCAUUGUAGCAAGUGAAAGGGACAGAGCAGCAAGACUUGAAGAAGAUAAAAGGCAGGCCCAGCGAGAAAGAGCUGAGGCAGAGGCAGGUAAACAGAGGGAGUUGGAGCAGAAACUGAAAUCUGUACAGAGGGUAAAAGAAGGAAGUCAGAGUCGAGCUCGCCAACUUGAAGAACUUCUGAGGGAGAAGCAGCUGGAGGUCCGACAAAUGCAAAAAGACUGUAUCCAGUACCAGGAAAGGAUAAGUGAGCUGGACAAAGAGGCAAAGGCACUCUUACUAGGUAAAGAUGAGGUGUGCUCUGAGCUUGAGGCAGCCCAACUGGAGAUAGCAAAGAUCAAAGAGGAGAGGACCAAGCUUGAAUUGGAUUUGACAACAUUAAAAGGGAAGCUAGAUGUGGCUCAAGGUGAGGCUAGUAAGGCACUAGCAGACAAAACUGUCUCAGAACAGUCAGCACAGCAGCGUGAGGCUAAGUUAAAGGCAGAAGCUGAGCGGACCCUUGAUGAAGUAAGAUAUCGCUUGGGGGCGGAGCUUAAACAGAUGGAACUGAGGUUAGAGCAGGCCUACAGUGACAGGGAAAAAGAAGAGGAGGCAACUCUCGAUGCUAGGAAAAUUGCGGAGGAUGCAGACAGAUACGCCCAGGAAAUGCAGGCACGCCUGGAUGAAUCAGUAGCACGACUAGCUGCCUUUUCGCGCUGUAUGUCUUCCCUGCAGGAUGACCGUGAUCGGGUUCUGGAUGAAGCCAAGCAAUGGGAGAGUCGCUUCCACAGCUCCCUCCAGGGCAAGGAGUCAGAAUUGCGUGAAGCUGAAAGCCGAGCUAAGGAUCUAUCUGAGCAACUUCAGAAAGAGACAAUACAAAAAGAGAAACUUCAGAACUCACUAGAGAGGUUGCAGAAAGCAAAGGAACAGUUGCAGCUGGAGUUGGCUGAGGCAGAGAAGAAACACUGUGAAACCCUUUCUGCUUUGGAAAAAGAAAGAGGGGAAUUGCAACAGAAAUUGACUGAGGCAGAAAGCUCCCUUGCCCAAACAUGCGCCCAGCUUACCUCGCUGGAGGCAGAGACAGAAGGACUACGCCACAGAGCUAAAGCUCUAGAAGAAGCAGUGGCCAAGCUUCAGAGUGAAGCCAACCAAGCCAGAGCUGAAAUCAAGGAGAGAGAAACUGAGGAGAAGAGACUGUGCUUGAGUCUGGAGCAACUUGAAACAGACUUGCGUUCCUUUAAGAAUCUCACAGAGACUCUUCAGGCAGAGUUGGCUGUGAAAGAGAAGAGAGAAGUGGAGCUGCUUGAAGAAAAGGAACAAGCUGUGACUCAGGCUGCGGAAGAAGCUAGGAAGGAAGCAGAUGGCAGGGCAGAGGAAGCAGAGAGACAGCUGGAAGAAAGAAGGUCAGCCAUGAGAGAUCUUGAGGAGAAACUGCAAAAAGCUGAGGAGGAUUCUACCCAGAGCAAGGCUAGACUCGAUACAUUCACGAAGGCUAUGGGAUCCCUGCAGGAUGAUCGGGACAGGGUGCUAAGCCAAUACAAGCAGUUAGAAGAGCGACAUCUGCAGGUAAUGAUGGAGAAGGACGGACUCAUCCAAGAGGCAGCUGCCGAAAAUAAUGGUCUGAAGGAGGAGCUCCGCAGUCUUCUGGCCCAGCGUGAUGACCUCCAUGCUGAAAAUGCCAAGCUGGCUGCCCAGCUGCAUGGCUACAGGGAUGAGCUAAAACAAGUUCUCACCAUGAAGGACUCCCAGCAUAGGCAGCUGCUUUCAGCCCAGCUUGAACACAUCACUGUCUUGGAAAAAGAAAGGGAAGACUUACAGGCCAGGAUUGAGGUUCUGGAAAAAGAGACUUUGGUCAGAAAGGGGCCAGCAGUGGAGCACGAGGUUUUGAGCCAAGCUGGACAUGUCACGGUCCAGCAGAAGAUACAUGAUGCUCCAGGUGCAGAGGUGGAGAAACUGAGAGAGCAGCUUCAAGCUGCCAAGAAGCAGAUUAGCACCCUAGAAGAGACACUGAAGUCUGAAAGGGAUGUUCAGGCAGCCGAAAGCAAAGAGCUGAAAGAUCUACGUUGGGAAGGUGGUAUUCUGCGGACUGAGGCUGAAACAGCAGAGGAAAGAGUAGCAGAAUUAGCUAGAGACUUGGUAGAUAUGGAGCAGAAGCUGCUAGCGGAGAGGGAAGUGACAGCCCAGCUUAAAGCUCAGAACCAGUCUUUUGGUCAAGCCAUGGCCUCCCUGCAGGACUCAAGGGAUCAAGCCAUCAGCGAAGCUAAAGAGCUCCAGCUCCGUCUGGAAGAGUAUCAACAGAUAGGACACUCAGUUGCGCCCUCUAGCAGCUCCAGUGGAGAAGUAUGGAGCCUGAAGAACGCUCUCUCAGCACUCCAGAAUGACCGAGAACGAUUGGUAGAGAAGUUACAGCUGCAGCACAGUGAGCUGGACAAGCUUACCCAAACCCUGGAGGACGAAAAGAAGAAGGGAAUACAAAUAGAGAAGAGGAUGGCAGAACAGCUGAAGGAGAAUCAUGCCCAGCUGCAGAGAGACAGGCAGGAACUGGAGACACUUCAGCUGGAACGUAGCGACUGGCAGGCCCAGGCAGAGCUCCUGAAGCAGCAGACUCUGGCCACACUCUCAGAGCGUGACCAGCAGGUUCGCCACCUCAGUGCAAUGCUGGAGGAGGCACGGACAACUGCGCCCAAACUACUGCAAGAGUACUCUCGCAGACAGGGAAAUAUCGCAGUGGACAGCGCACCUGGAGGCCCCCUAGAACACAGCGAGGACUAUAAAGCUGAGUGCAUUCUUCUCCAGAGAAGGUUGGAUGAGGAGACGGAGCUGAGGCUGAGUGUGGAGGAGCAGCUCUCUGCAGCAAGAGAUCACCUCAAACGGCACACAGAGGGUGAGUGGCACUCAGUUCAGGGGAUUACCUCUGAGACUGCUGUCCUGAUUGAGCCACCAGAGGGCGCCAUUAUACGGACGCGGAGUGGUGGUCCUAGCUUGCUGCGGAUGCUGAGAGGAGCUUUCUGCUCCCGCCAGCGAACUCCUCUACUGGUGUCCAUCUACCUACUGACUGUACACGUUCUACUGCUACUCUGUAUGGGAGGAUAUCUUUGAGAAAGUGAAGAGUACGAGGCAGAGCCAGUGUCUGAAGUGGG